This is a messenger RNA of Sporothrix schenckii 1099-18, 267 nucleotides long. RefSeq lists its product as uncharacterized. The record is from RefSeq and is a predicted model, not a curated record. Lineage: Eukaryota; Fungi; Ascomycota; Sordariomycetes; Ophiostomatales; Ophiostomataceae. Bases 1 to 267 code for a protein of 88 amino acids. The transcript has a single exon.
AUGCAGGCAUCUUCGUGGGAGUCCAAUACUGACGGCUGCAUGAUGAAGGUCAGUGCAAGGACAUACGAGGAAAGCCACCGCCCACCAAGGAAGAAAGAAUGUGUGCCCACCAGUGCUUUGAUCAGCUUGUCUUGCUCCGCCGCCAAGGUCUCGCACACAAACACCUUGCCGGCGGCCUCCAUGUGCAGCUUCAUGCUGACACAGGCCAGCAUCACCGCCAUGGGCUCGGGCAUGCCACCGGGUCGCUGCCGGAAGAGCGUUGGGUGA